AUGUAAUAAUCAGAUAAAUAUUAGAUUGUGAGAGUAAUUGUGAUAAUUUUAUGCCUUUUGUCAAUGAUAGGAUGUUCUCUAAUUUUGUGGACAUUAUUCAAAACACCAAGAUUAAGUAAAAACCCAGGGAGUAUUAUUUAAAGAAUGGCCAUAGCUUAAAUUAUUAUUACAUUUUUGAUGCUAUUUGCUCAAUUUUACAUUGACCAUGUUAGUAAUAAUGAUGUUAGUGCAGCUUUUAUAAUUUCAACCAAUUUUUGCUCAUUUAUAGGGUUUAUUGAGAUAUUUUUCUCCUCUGAAUAUAUACUCUAUAAUGUUUAUUUUCCUAUCAAUCUAUACUUUUCACUCAAAACUCAGAACUAUAACUUCACUAAAUAUUUUACCUUAAUGGAGAUAAUUUUUUUGAUGUUUUCCUUUAUUUUCACUUUAACAAUGGUUUUCGUCAAAGAUGUUAAAAUAAAUUUUGUUGGAGUAUGUGGUUUAUUAUUAUAAGAUAUGUCUAAGGUUUUUGGUAGCAUCUUGGCAAUAAUCACAAUAGGUGUUUUGAUAUUGCUAAUUCUUAUAGCCUUGGAAAAAUCAUCAUUCAAGACUACUAUAUACAAUAAGGAUUCAGAGAAAUUUCAUAGAAAAUAUCACAAAGAAUUCAAAAUCGUUAAUAUAUUGUAUACUACAGUAUUUCUAGUUUCUUACAUGAUUCCAACAUGUCUGAUGUUUUGGAAUCAAUUAAACACUUCUCAAAGCGAACAUUAUUAUAUAUUCCCAAUUAUCUAUCCCCUAGGGGGUAUUUUACUUUUCUUGAUCAGAAUAAAUGACCCGAUUGUUAAAAAGUAUUUGUAUAAUGUGUUAAUUGGAAAGAAGAAAAAUUAAAAUUAAAAAUUAAAGGACAAACUGUUACAAAAUUAGGAUUUCAAUAUAAUUGACUAGAUUAGUAUUGAAUCAGGACUUGAGAUUAGUGUUUGCAACAAUAAGAAACUUAGAUACACAGUUAAACAAGUGCUCAGUGAAAAAUAGAUAUAAUCAGAUAUCACUCUCUCUUCACCCUUUGGUAGUGGAUUUUAGCCAAAAUUGAUUAAGGGUAAUUAAGACUUAUUCAUUAUCUUACUGUCUAUCAAGAAUGCCAUCAAUUAAUGUAUUGGAUAAACGUCAUAUUCCCUAAAAAAUUUAAAACCAUUUCAUUUCAAUCAUAUCACUAAAUACUAAUUGUUUUUGUAAGAUGACUCUAAAGAAAUGGAUCAGAAGUACAAAAAUUUUAAUAAUCUAUGUCUGAAGGAUUAUGUUAAUGAAAUAUGUUAUAAAAGAGUAAUCAAUUGUUACAGUUAUGCAAGCAACACACUGAUUCAUCUUUUUAGUUAAAUCUUAAAUAUUCAUUUGGAUUAACUAAGAACCAGUUUAAGGAUUGAAUAAAACACUAAAAAAAUAGUCAACACUAAAUUACCUACCUCCUAUGGACCUAUCUUUUUGACUUAUGAUAAUUAUUUUUCGAUUGAAAUAAUUUCAAAAUAGCAUAAGCUACUCUUAACCAAGGGAGGAGGGUUGAUGAAUAUUUGUAAACGUUAUCAAACUGAAUAUAGUAAGUCAAAAAAUGGUAAUACUUUAUUGCCUGCUAUUCUGGGAUUAUACACAAUUUAAAUUGAAGAAGAUAAAUUUAUCAAUGUUGUACUAAAGUUAAAUUAAUUAAAAAUAAACUAUCCUUUAUAAAUAAAUUAAAUUAGCAUUCCUGAAGAAUAAGAUCACUUAAUUUAAUAAGAUGUUUUCGGUUGGAUAUAAUUGAGUUUAGAAAAAGGAUAGUUUAAAUUGUUUAUAGCAGAAAAGCUAUUUGACGAUAGAUUUUAGAUUAGAAUUGAGGAUAACGAUUUUAAGUUAUCCAAAAGUGCAGCCUAAGAUCUAUUGACUACCUUAAGCAAGGAUAUUGAGGAGUUCUGCUUUUUCAGAAAUCUAACACUGUCUUUGGUUUACUUUAAAUUACCAACGAAUAGAUUAGAUUCGAUGUGCAAACAUGAGAACUCACUAUCUUAUCAUUACUAAUUGAUCAAGAAUAGUCAAUAAAUGACACCAUUGCAAAUGAAUGAGUACUUUAAAGGCUUAGGAUAAUUUGAAUUGGAUAGCAAAAUAGGGUUUGUUAGGAUUUACAUUGAUAACUUUUGGCAAGAAUGGGAGUAUAUAUAGGAGAAUGAGAGAUGUCUUUAUUUUGAUAAGCUAACGGAAUAGUUAUCAGAAAUGAUUUGAUUCUUUAUUUGAUAACAAUUAAUUAAAAUUAAUACGAAUUUA
Messenger RNA from Paramecium tetraurelia, 2265 nucleotides. RefSeq lists its product as uncharacterized. Gene Ontology annotation, biological process: adenylate cyclase-activating G protein-coupled receptor signaling pathway. Gene Ontology annotation, cellular component: plasma membrane. The record is from RefSeq and is a predicted model, not a curated record. NCBI's taxonomy places the organism in Eukaryota, Ciliophora, Oligohymenophorea, Peniculida, Parameciidae. The transcript is spliced from 5 exons. Gene Ontology annotation, molecular function: G protein-coupled receptor activity.